CCCUGCUUUGGAACCUGGCUAGCGACCGCGUUUGACACAGGGAGUUGCACUUCCCUAUCGCUCUCUCUGCAUCUAACCAGUACCAAUACGAUUGCUGCAAUGCUAUCACAUUCACGAUGUUUGUCACGGACACUUGGGCGCUCUCUUUCUGCGCUAAGUCAGGGAAAUGGUGUACUGGUACGAAGGAGUGCAUCAGGCCUUUCCGCCUCCAACCGUCUUGUUUACAGGAAUGGCCAGCCAUGUGAUUCCAAGUCAGCAGUCAAUGUCUUCCAAAUGCGAUACUUCAAGACAUCUCCAGUACGCAGAGACGAAGUUGUCACCGUCAACACCCCAGCGUUUGCUGAGUCCGUCACAGAGGGGGAUGUGAGGUGGGAAAAAGCUGUUGGGGACUCCGUGAGUGAGGAUGAGGUGGUGUGUGAAAUUGAGACGGACAAGACCUCAGUGCAGGUACCCUCUCCUGCAGCCGGAGUCAUUGAGGCUCUCCUGGUGCCCGACGGAGGGAGAGUUGAAGGAGGAAACCCCCUCUUCAAACUCCGGAAAGGAGCCGGUGCUGCCAAAGCUGCUGCCUCAGCAGAAGCCCCUGUGGCCGCUGCAGCCCCUCCUCCUCCAGCAUCGCCACCUCCCACCCCCGCCGCCAUGCCCCCCGUCCCCCCCGUGCCAGGACAAGCCAUGGAAGCCAAACCUGUUUCUGCUGUCAAGCCUACUGCACCUCGAGCUGCACCAACCCCUCCCACAGCGGUGCCCACAGGAGCCAGGACAGAAAGCAGGGUGAAGAUGAACCGCAUGAGGCUGAGAAUCGCCCAGAGGCUUAAGGAGGCCCAGAACACCUGUGCCAUGCUGACCACUUUUAAUGAGGUGGACAUGAGCAACAUCCAGGACCUUAGAACCCUCCACAAAGACGCUUUCCUAAAGAAACACAACAUCAAACUUGGCUUCAUGUCUGCGUUUGUCAAAGCUGCAGCCCACGCCUUGAUGGACCAGCCGUCUGUUAAUGCUGUCAUCGAUGAUUCAACCAAAGAGAUAGUGUACAGGGAUUACGUAGACAUCAGUGUGGCUGUGUCGACUCCAAAGGGACUUGUGGUACCUGUGAUUCGCGGCGUAGAAACAAUGAACUUCGCUGACAUCGAGAAAACCAUUAAUGGAUUGGGAGAAAAGGCUCGCAAGAACGAACUAGCCGUGGAGGAUAUGGACGGAGGCACGUUCACCAUCAGUAACGGCGGUGUUUUUGGAUCCAUGUUCGGCACACCCAUCAUCAACCCUCCCCAGUCUGCAAUCUUGGGCAUGCAUGGCAUCUUCGAGAGGCCAGUGGCCAUAGGGGGCAAGGUGGAGAUCCGGCCCAUGAUGUACGUAGCACUGACAUAUGACCACCGUCUCGUUGACGGCAGAGAGGCCGUUACCUUCCUACGCAAGAUUAAGUCGGUGGUAGAGGACCCACGCGUGCUGCUUCUUGAUAUGUGAUUUCCUGGCCCCGAAAAGUCUAUUUAAAGAUGUCAUUGAUAUAUAUAAAACUGCAUCCCCUUUAUUUAAAACAAACACACACUAUAUUCUACAUUUUUCUGUGUAAGUGACGAAAGGGGGGAGCGGAUGACACUUUUAGGGACUGUUUCCUAAACGCAGUUUGUCACUUCAAUAGUAGUCAUUUCAAUUCCAGGACCUAAAGGAAUCUGGGUAUGGAAUUUCACCCCAAAAUAUGGGAAAUUGUUGUUGUGCAAAGUUCAUGAGAUGAUGCCCAGUUUUCUGAUUUGUUACCCAUCAUGUUAUUGUCAUUUAAAUGCUAUUUUACAGUGUAUACCUCUCUUAUCCAAAGCUCAUGUUGAACUCCAAAUGCCAUUUACACAUCCACUUGAAGAGGCUUUUAAUUGUUUUAUAGUGAUUUAGCCAAAACUGGUGCUCAAUUAGAUAUAUGAAGGCCAUGGACCAUUUAUAUGAUUGUCCUUUGUCAUGGUUGUGUAAUCAAACAUGUCUACACACCACUUAGUCUGUCAGUCUAUCCUUCUCGUAGUAUACAACACACUAGGUUCUCUAAGAAGGAGAGAAGUGGGCGGAACUAGCUGCCACAACACUUUUGCGAACUGAUCUGUCAUUGUGUCUCCUACGGCCACUGUACCGUCUUCUGCUUUUGAGACAGUGGCCACAGAAGACAGACGUUUUUGAUAAAUGCACUGUUUGUUUGUUUUUGUUCUCUUCAAUGUAAUGGACAACAUGCAAGACCAGACUUUUUGUUGUUGUCGUAUUAACAACUCUUGGGGAGUAGUUUUCAAGACGCACAAUUUAGCAGUAUGUACUGUUUUUCAUGAGCUCAUCACUGCAAUAUACAAAAUGUGUAUAUUUAAAGAAAAUGUUUUAAAGCAGUAUAAACAACAUAAGUUUUAUGUAAA
This is a messenger RNA of Osmerus eperlanus (European smelt), 2378 nucleotides long. Its product is annotated as dihydrolipoyllysine-residue succinyltransferase component of 2-oxoglutarate dehydrogenase complex, mitochondrial-like. Gene Ontology annotation, biological process: tricarboxylic acid cycle. Gene Ontology annotation, cellular component: oxoglutarate dehydrogenase complex; mitochondrion. The coding region runs from base 100 to 1458 and encodes 452 amino acids. Gene Ontology annotation, molecular function: dihydrolipoyllysine-residue succinyltransferase activity. NCBI's taxonomy places the organism in Eukaryota, Metazoa, Chordata, Actinopteri, Osmeriformes, Osmeridae. The record is from RefSeq and is a predicted model, not a curated record. The transcript is spliced from 15 exons.